This is a messenger RNA of Mucor mucedo, 720 nucleotides long. RefSeq lists its product as uncharacterized. The transcript has 2 exons. The record is from RefSeq and is a predicted model, not a curated record. The coding region runs from base 1 to 720 and encodes 239 amino acids. Lineage: Eukaryota; Fungi; Mucoromycota; Mucoromycetes; Mucorales; Mucoraceae.
AUGAACACCAUAACGCGCGAGAAAGCGAUUUGCAUGUUCUACUGCGAACCAUACAGCAAGGCUCGUGCUAUAGAUCUUUUAAACGGAAUUGAAAAUAUUGGUCUUGAUGUUUGUUACAAAGACGAUCCCACGACGCCAAGUGUACUUUGCACAAAAUCCAUUGACCAAAACCCAUACAAAAACAAAAGAUAUAAAAAUGAAAACACAACGAAUAUAAUCAUAUAUUCAGAAGAUGAAAUACAGUAUAAAAUAGUUAAUCAAACACAGCUCGUAGAGUUUCUUAAUACAAAAUAUGUACCCUUUGGCAUGGAUUAUGAUGAUCUAUAUGAGCCCAAAAGCCUAUCUUCCAGUGAAAUUUUCAGCGAUGUCUUGAAAAUUACUAAUGUUCUUGAUAAUAAGAGUGUCAUUGGAUUUACUAAAUGGUGCAGCGAUAAAAAAUUGAAGCUAAUUGAAGCCACCUCAAAAAGAAGAAUGAAUGAAGCAGGACAAAAAGUCGCGAUCCGUCUCCUCUAUACACUCAAGAACGAAUUUAUCGGUAAGAUCCAUUUUUCUAUUAUGCGCAAGUUUUUAUAUUAUAUAUAUGUUCUAAGAAUAUCAUACUAUUUUAGAAGCAGCUUUAGAAGAUAUUGUUAUGCUUUUGCCAAGAUAUCAAGAAAAUCUCAAAAAGAUGAAAGAAGAUGGCUACGAAGUAGUUGGAUAUACCAGAAAAUCGAAAGGUGA